This is a messenger RNA of Ruditapes philippinarum (Manila clam), 880 nucleotides long. RefSeq names its product sortilin-related receptor-like. The transcript is spliced from 5 exons. Gene Ontology annotation, cellular component: plasma membrane. Gene Ontology annotation, molecular function: protein binding. Gene Ontology annotation, biological process: receptor-mediated endocytosis involved in cholesterol transport; cholesterol homeostasis. NCBI's taxonomy places the organism in Eukaryota, Metazoa, Mollusca, Bivalvia, Venerida, Veneridae. The record is from RefSeq and is a predicted model, not a curated record. Bases 237 to 851 code for a protein of 204 amino acids.
UCACUCCAGUCUUAGAUUGUUUAUAUCCUGUUAUAAAGUGAUGUAUCUGAGAAAACAAGCCACUUAGAGAACAAAGUGCAUUCUGGACUGUUUAUUUUUGUUUCCACACUCUGUUAUAUUUUAAACAGGCUGAGGUCAGAUUAAACAAUCAGUAUAAUUGAGAGUAAACUGGCACAGUUAUUUAAAGCUGAUUUCAGAAAAUUUCAGACAAUUCAUUGAAAAGUUUGCAAUUCAACAUGAAGUGUUUAAUUUUUGCCGGGAUUCUUCUUGGAAUCUAUCAUACGUGCAGUGGUAAUCAGUGUGAUCUCACAAUACAGAAAGAUGGUCUGGAACUACAGGAUGGUGAAUAUGUUAUUGGUUUAGGUGGACAAAUUAAUCAGAUAUACUGCAAGGCUCUGUGUUCCGGACCAGGUCCCACCCCAGCCCUUAAAUGGUACAAGACACCUAGCAAGCGUCCAGUCACAAUGUUCCGUGGAAGAAUGCAUCAAGUUAGAACAACAUUUGAUAGGGUUAAUAUUCUGACAAUCAGGAACAUGUUAUACUCUGACAUUGGAAUUUACAAGUGCAAAGGAUGGCUGAAAGACCAAGGUUGGGUGGAGAAAUCAUUUGAGCUCACAUAUGGAUGUAGGGGUUUAGAUCAUCAGUGUGAUACCAGUACAUGUCUUAGACAUACAUAUGUAUGCAAUGGCCAUGUAGACUGUCAGGAUGGAACAGAUGAACAAAACUGUAGAGAAUGUAAGGCGAACCAGUAUCAUUGUCAUAAUGGUGACUGUAUUGAUGGAAGCUAUGUCUGUGACGGAUAUAAUGACUGUAUUGAUGCCUCGGAUGAACUUAACUGUGGUAAUGUAUAAUAUAUAUGUAUGACAUGUGUCUAUACCUG